AUGGGUGAUGUGUAUUGCCUUGUGUCUUCUCGAACUAUCAGCCUGCAUUUGUUUGAACCCAACUGCUUCCGAAAGAAUCUUGACUUGGCUUUUAGCCCCAUAUGUACUGGGUGGAAAAACCCUUUUGGUUGGAAGAUGGGAAUCCCAAAGAAGUUUGUGAGAUUGUAUGGAAAAGGUCUGUCAAAUAAGGCACUCCUUGAGGUCCCUAAUGGUACAGUUUCGGAAGUAGAAUUUUUCAAGAGUGAUGGUAAAAUAUGGUUACAAAACGGCUGGAAAGAAUUUGCUGAGCAUUACUCCCUAGCCCUGGGUUCCUUGCUGGUUUUUGAAUAUAAGAAGAGUGGUCACUUUCAUGUUCUCAUAUUGGACAAGACUACCAUGGAAAUAGAUUAUUCAUUUAGCAUGACGGAUGGUGAUGAGGAGCCUGACCUUGAGGGAGAAUUUCAACAGCCUAGGACAGAAGAAACUGAUGAUGAUGUCUCUGUUGAAAUCUUGGAUGAUUUCCCCUCAUACCACAAAACAAAUGAGAAAUCCUCCCGCACCAUGUCCUGA
This is a messenger RNA of Populus trichocarpa (black cottonwood), 549 nucleotides long. Its product is annotated as B3 domain-containing transcription factor VRN1-like. Gene Ontology annotation, molecular function: DNA binding. The coding region runs from base 1 to 549 and encodes 182 amino acids. The transcript is spliced from 3 exons. NCBI's taxonomy places the organism in Eukaryota, Viridiplantae, Streptophyta, Magnoliopsida, Malpighiales, Salicaceae. The record is from RefSeq and is a predicted model, not a curated record.